AAUCAGGAGAGAGAAGUUGUUUGGUUUUGGGCCUAUAAAGGCUUAUUUUUUUGAGUUUGUUAGGACUCUGGCUUUAAAACUAGCUCAUAUAACUCUCCAUUUUCUCAAAUUCUUGAUUCUACCUUUAUUUCAAGAUCGCUCUGUUCCAUUGAAGUUGCUGAGUUUCUUCUAUCUUCUUGUGGUGAAGAGCUUUAUGUGAUAAGAAACCCAAGGUGAUCAUAGAGGAGUUCUUCCAGUCUUUUAGAUGCAGAGAGGAAAGAUUGCUAUGAUGCAUGCUCCAUGAAUUUCGCCAACACUUACCAACAUAUGACCGUGGGCAAUAUGUCUGAGAAUUAUACACCUUCUAUUAUGUACCAGAGAAGGAAGCAGCUAGGAGACUCUGAUACUGUAUCACCUUUCCAAGUGCCAGUUGCCAGUACUUCCCAAAAUUCAAUCGGUAAUAUGUCCAAUAAUUCUUCACCUACUAUAUAUCAUCGAAAUAAACAAGGGGAACAACUAAGAGACUCUGAUACUGUAUUCUCCUUCCAAACAUCCACGAAAGCAAAUCCAACCGUUAGUACUUCUCAACAUUCAAACUUGGGCAAUAUGUCCAAGAAUUCUACACCUAUUCUCUACCAACGAAGGAAACAGAUAAGAGACUUUGAUACAGAUCGUCCUCUCCAAACAUCCACAAAAGCAAAUCCAACCAACAAUUCUCUUUCGGUCAUCAGUUCUGAAGUCCCUACAUUGGCUGCCAAUAAAACAUUGGUGGUUGAUGCCGAAGCUGCUAAAAAUUAUGAAUUUCUUCCUUUUAAAAACACAAUAGAGACGGCAUCCAGUAGACAAUCUCUAGGCAAAGAGCCUGGUUUGGUAGAAGACUCAAGAUUUAACAUGAUCAGAGAUGUAGAUGUCUGCUUGGCAAAUGAGAGCUGUUCAUCAUCAAAAUCAAAUAUGGAUAUGUGUGGAGCCAGCAUGAAGGCUAAAGGGGAUGACACUUGUGAAUGCUCUUCAUCUGAGGCAUUCAUUCAGAAAUCUAUGCGGGAUGAUUUAUCUGAAAAGGAUAUACGAAUUUUAAUUCUUAAAGUCUUGAGGUCAGAUGGAGGACCUUGCCGUAUGAGGACUCAUGUUUCUCCGGAAUUUCCAGGUUCCGGUAAUGAGUGCAGUUGUUUGCGGCAAUGCAAAGCUUGUGAUCAGUCAGAAUUCACACUGAAGAUGCUAAUCUGUGAUCAAUGCGAAGAGGCAUUCCAUAUCUCUUGCUGCUACCCCCGAUUGAGAAAGUUACCUCUCAAUGAGUGGUUGUGUUACUCUUGUUCAAAAAAGAAGCAUAAAAUACUAAAGGAGAUGGGCAGAGGUAGAUCUGCAAUUUCCAAAGGCACAUCAGGCCCUAUAGCAGCUAUGUUGGAAGACACUGAACCUUACUACACAAGUGUUCAUAUUGGCCUGGAAUAUCAAGCAGAGGUACCUGAUUGGUCUGGUCCACUCACCAGUGAGGUUCAUAACUUUGAGGAACCGCUAGAAACAAGUCAUUCUUGUAGCUUUCAAGAUGGAAAUUCAAGGAAACCUUCUAAAAUCAGCUCCAUUUGUAACUGGCUUCAGUGUCAAGAUAUUAUUUGUGGUGUUGGGGAGGGUCUUGAUGGAACUGUUUGCGGAAAGUGGCGCAGGGCACCUCUUUUUGAAGUUCAAACUGAUGACUGGGAGUGUUUUCGUUGUGUCCUCUGGGAUCCAGCUCACGCUGAUUGUGCCGUGCCACAGGAGGUGGAUACAAGUAGAGUUCUCAAAGAUUUGAAGUUUAUACAGAUGUUGAAGCCUCGGUUAGCUGCUAAAACGCAAACCAGGCUGCAGUAAGAAUAUGGAUUCCAAUGACCCUGACGAGGAUGUGAUAUGGAUUCCAAUGACCCUGACGAGGAUGUGAUGAAUACGCGCACAGUUUAAUCACCAUCUUCGUAAUUUUGUGUACUUGGUAGAUACACUUUGAGUUGUAGUUUCAACCAGGCAAUUUUGUUGGUUUAACCAGAAACUACCAGGUUGGAUGCAUGUUUAUGUUUCUUGACUCUUGAGGGUAGUAGCAGGAACAGAUCUACUGGAAAUGGAAAGCUUAACUUAUAAAUGUUGAGGGAGUUUCAUAGUUGUUCA
This is a messenger RNA of Daucus carota subsp. sativus, 2112 nucleotides long. RefSeq lists its product as uncharacterized. The record is from RefSeq and is a predicted model, not a curated record. NCBI's taxonomy places the organism in Eukaryota, Viridiplantae, Streptophyta, Magnoliopsida, Apiales, Apiaceae. The coding region runs from base 280 to 1824 and encodes 514 amino acids. The transcript is spliced from 7 exons. Gene Ontology annotation, molecular function: zinc ion binding.